GCAAAGCCAACAAGAACGUCCAGUGGGAUGAGGACUCGGUGGACUAUAUGCUGGCCAACCGGGUCAGAAUCGCCUUUGUCCUGGUGGUCCACGGCCGCGCCUCUCGGCAGCUGCAGCGCAUGUUCAAGGCCAUCUACCACAAAGACCACUUCUACUACAUCCACGUGGACAAGCGCUCUAAUUACCUGCAUCGCCAAGUGCUCCAGUUCGCCAAGCAGUACAGCAACGUCCGCGUCACCCCCUGGAGGAUGGCCACCAUCUGGGGGGGAGCCAGCCUGCUGUCCACGUACCUGCAGAGCAUGCGGGACCUCCUGGAGAUGACCGACUGGCCCUGGGACUUCUUCAUCAACCUCAGCGCGGCUGACUACCCCAUCAG
Molecule: messenger RNA, 376 nt
Organism: Physeter macrocephalus (sperm whale)
Lineage: Eukaryota; Metazoa; Chordata; Mammalia; Artiodactyla; Physeteridae
Product: xylosyltransferase 1-like
Exons: 2
Biological process (GO): heparan sulfate proteoglycan biosynthetic process; chondroitin sulfate proteoglycan biosynthetic process
Cellular component (GO): membrane
Molecular function (GO): protein xylosyltransferase activity
Source: RefSeq, a predicted model, not a curated record